GGAGGAGGAAGGGGGAGGAGGAAGGGGGAGGCUGUGACCAAGUGCGUCAUUUGGGAAGGGUGUUACGGCAGACGUCCAUAGUCAAUGACCAAACACAGCAGCCAAUCACAGCCCUUAUGCUAAUGAGGCGGCUUUAAACCCUGCGGACCUUCCUUAUGAAUGUGCUGUUUGCAGACUGACCGAAUUAGUGCGACACACACACCAGAGGAAGCAGCUGAUUUUUCUAGAAACUUUUCCAUCUGUUGCUCUGUGAACUCAGGAGUCUCUUCACUCCCGGAGGAUCUAUUUCUAAUCAUCUGCCUUCAGGACAGAGGAACUUACAGGGCACGAGGAAAGCGCUGGUUCUACAUUUACAACACUUUUUUUUUACCCCCACUUUAUCACCUGAAAGUUUCUCAUCGCCAUGUCUUGCGGUGAUGCGUCGGAUCAGAGUCACAGCAGGUUCUGCGUCUUGUCUUGGGAUCAGGUGCGGCGCUUGGACUCGAUCCUCGGAGAAACUGUUCCCAUCCAUGGCCGUGGAAACUUCCCCACUCUCUCCAUGCAACCACGACAGAUCGUCCAGGUUGUGCGGGCGAGGCUGCAGGAGCGAGGCGUGUGUGUUAAAGACGUCAGACUUAAUGGAUCUGCUGCCAGUCAUGUCCUCCAUCAGGACACUGGACUGGGCUACAAAGACCUUGACCUGAUCUUCGGAGUAUCGCUGAAAGACGACCAGGCCUUUCGUCUGGUGAAGGACGUCGUGCUGGACUGUCUCCUGGACUUCUUGCCAGCUGGGGUCUCAAAGGAGCGCAUCACGGCACUGACUCUUAAAGAGGCCUACGUACAGAAACUGGUGAAAGUCUGUAAUGACACGGACCGCUGGAGUCUCAUCUCACUGUCCAACAACACAGGAAAGAAUGUAGAGCUUAAAUUUGUGGACUCUUUGCGGCGACAGUUUGAAUUCAGCGUGGACUCCUUCCAGAUUUGCCUCGAUUCUCUGCUGUUUUUCGACCGCUGCUCAGAGACGCCCAUGUCUGAGAGCUUUCACCCCACUGUAAUUGGCGAAAGUGUGUACGGAGACUUCCAGGAGGCCAUGGAUCAUCUCUGUCAGAGAGUCAUAGCUACACGCAGCCCUGAAGAAAUCCGAGGGGGUGGUCUGCUCAAAUACUGCCACCUGCUGGUGCGGGGGUUCAGAGCUUCCUCGGAGGCUGACAUGAAGCAAAUGCAGCGCUACAUGUGCUCACGCUUCUUCAUUGACUUUCCUGACAUAGUGGAGCAGCAGAGGAAGCUGGAGGCCUACCUGCAGAAUCAUUUUGCUGGGAUGGAGCACAAACGGUACGAGUGCCUGAUGACUCUGCACCACGUAGUCAACGAGAGCACCGUGUGUCUGAUGGGCCACGAGCGGCGCCAGACACUCAGCCUAAUAUCCAUGCUGGCGCUGAAGGUGCUGGCCGAGCAGAACGCCAUUCCCACGGUGACGAAUGUUACAUGUUACUACCAGCCAGCACCGUACGUACAAGACAUCAACUUCAGUAACUACUACAUUGCACAUGUGCAGCCGCCACCGGCCACACAGUGUACUAACACGUACCAGACGUGGCUGCCCUGUAGCUGAACUGGUCCCCGACAGGUCUGAGGUGGACGGGUCCUCAUCUCCCUUUAGGCCAAGUUCAGACACCAGACAUAUCGGACUUUUCCUCAGAGUGUCCACACUAUUAAUUAGAAGUGAUCAAAUCAGAUUUGUGUGUCCAGAUACAGCAGACCUUCACAGGUCAUGACGUGGGUGGCGUUGUCAACAAACGAGGCGAACAUACUGUAUGUUUGUGGAAUUCUGAAACAGAUGCAGGAAAAAUGGAGCAGCAACAUUGAGCUCUCCAAACAACUGAGACACAGCACUCCUCCACGCCACAAUAAGAACUCAGCAGUGGAAGAGACUGGUAGAUAGGACUGUUUUCUGAUAAAGAUACGGCUGGCUUGGCAGCGAGUGUGUUUCCUUUUGGCGUAAUUUUUAUCUGACAUCUUGAAAAUCUGAUUGGAGCAGCCGAAAUAUUCAGUCUUGGAUGCAGCUGCAUAAGAUUAGAUUAGAUUCAAACUGCCUUAAUGUGAUUUGAAUCUGAUGUGAAAAACUUCAAAAUCUGGAAUCUAAAAAUACACCAAAAGGAAAUGCGCAUUUGCCAAAUGUGACUUAACUACAACAAUCUCCUACUGCUGUUCAUCCGAUUGAGCCGACACAUUCACUUUUCUCACUCUGCUCUUGCAAAACAUCUGUAAGAUUGCUGGUCAUUUCUGAGAUGUGGUGACAAUAUCUUAUUUAAGUAUUACAAAAAAAAAGUCUUUAUAAAGCUUUAUAUAUUGUAUUUCAGAAAAAAAAACACACAUUUUGAAGACAUAAAACAUGAAAGCUGGUGUUUUUUUUCAUACUCUGGCUUUAUUUUUUUUUAUGACAUACUGGACCAAAGAUGUAUCUGAUGUUCAGACAGGGAAUGUUGUUUUGAUUCCAAGUGCCUAAAAAAAUGAACCAUGAAAAUGUUGUAAAAACAUUUGUUAAGAGCUGUGCAUUCAGUGUUUUCUUGAUUUCUCUGUUUCUCUUUUCGAAACAGACACGUUCAUUUCUUUUGUGAGAUUAAAAAAACAGAUAAAACUCC
Messenger RNA from Cynoglossus semilaevis (tongue sole), 2621 nucleotides. RefSeq names its product terminal nucleotidyltransferase 5ba (gene tent5ba). NCBI's taxonomy places the organism in Eukaryota, Metazoa, Chordata, Actinopteri, Pleuronectiformes, Cynoglossidae. Gene Ontology annotation, biological process: mRNA stabilization. Gene Ontology annotation, molecular function: RNA binding; poly(A) RNA polymerase activity. The coding region runs from base 404 to 1591 and encodes 395 amino acids. The transcript has 2 exons. The record is from RefSeq and is a predicted model, not a curated record.